Molecule: messenger RNA, 2008 nt
Organism: Plectropomus leopardus (leopard coralgrouper)
Lineage: Eukaryota; Metazoa; Chordata; Actinopteri; Perciformes; Serranidae
Source: RefSeq, a predicted model, not a curated record
UUAACGUGGUGGAGGGGUUUGUGUGUCCCUGUGAUCCUGGGGGCUGUGUUGUCUGGGGCUUAUAGCCCCUGGUAGGGUCUCCCAAGGCAAAGUGGUCCCAGGGGAGGGACCAGACCAAGAGCGGUUCAGAAAAGACAGAGACCAAACGUUUUUUUUUGUUUUUUUUUUGGGGCAUUUUAGCCUUUUUAAUAGACAGGACAGAUCAACAGCGUGAAAGGGGGAAAGAGAGUGGGGACGACAUGCAGCAAAGGGCCUCGAGUGGGAGUCGAACCCGAGGCUGCUGCAGCAAGGACUCUGCCUCUAUUCUUGGGGUGCCUGCUCUGUCCACUCAGCCACCGACGCCCCACUGGACUGAAUUUUGAGGACACGAGUACCUCACCUGGUAUGGUCGGGAUACACGCGCUAGUGAGUGUGUGGUGGCUGGGCCUCUGCCCAUGGGCUCAGCCUGAAAAGACUACAUGGAGCCGCCAUCCUGUCGGCCCACCACCCGCAAGGACAGGGGUCAAGGUCAGCACAGGGAUUCCUGAGCAGACCAGGAGACUCAUGCAGUUGCAGGUGGAGAACAAGGAUCAGUUCAUAAAGGAGAAAUAUGCUGUCAAGCAGCUGUGGGAGACACUGAUCAAAGUGGAGCGUUUCCUGGGCCUUUCUGAAAGGUUUAUUCAUCGUGCUGUUCUGGGACAGCAUGUGUGCAAAAGACAGACUUCUCUCUCGUGUCCCUGUCUCGUGUGCACAGUGUUGGGUAUUGACAGAGUGCCGUGGUGGGGUACGCUGUGCAGUGCUGGGAUGUGCCUUUAUCACAGCGUCGGUCGUUUGGUUCGUUGUUUUUCCAUGCCUCAAGAAGAAAAUCAAGUGAGAAACAGCCCCGGCUCCCUGUUAACCUCCACCAAUGGAGAAGAAGUCCAGCACCCAGUGUGACCUUCAACCCCAGACUCCUCCAGCAGACAGUCAGAGGACUGCUUUCAAACUUGGAGGUUCAGAGGAAGCUGACCUGGACAACAACGACAUGGAAACUAAAGACUUGGAUAUCGGCAAUGGUCUGAAUGGCACUGUUGGCCCCAUGAUGAUCCCUGAUCCUCAUAGUAGACGAUCCCACACCAUCCAAAAAGAUUCUGGCCUCUACAAAGAUCUGCUGCACGAGCUUCACAUGGCUAAGGUUGGUGACUUCAUUGGUGACAGUGACACAGAGAAGUGUCCCGUCAGGAGGAACAACAGCUACACCUCCUAUACCAUGGCUAUUUAUGCCAUUCAAGGAGAUCCUAAAUACAAGGACAUGGAUGGUGGGCUGCAGAGAAGGUCAAAGGUGGACGGUUACAGCAGCUACAGCUCUGCAUUGACCAAUGGGAGUGCAGUCCAGGAAGAGCUGGCUCUGUGGUGUCCAACGCACCAACACCCCUGUGGUUGCUUCUUUAUGGCAAAGUGGGAAUUCGUGCUGGACUCUGCCCAUAGUCUGCAUCACUCUUCGGCCCCAUACCCAAAGACCUUACACCCAUUACACCCUGCAGGUAUGCCCCACAUUUACAACAGCUAAAAUUUGGAUAUAUCGGAUAGUCAAAGCCCACUAACUUUUAUUCCCAUUCAGUGUGUUCAGCAUUGAGCUAGCUUCAGCACUCACAGACUCUCACACACUGGCGUCUGUAUCUUCAUCGCCUGGUUUGUUACGACCAUAUCUCUGGGCGGAUCAGUGCUCCCAUCAUGGCUCUCUUCAUAUAUGCUGUUCUGUGAGCCAGCCACACUUUUAUUUCAAAUGACAGACUGCUGCCAGCAGUUUUGUUUGGCUGACUGAUAAAAUUGGGCUAUUAACAUGUUCUGUUCGGUGCUAAUGAUGAUUUGUAUAAAAUCAUUCAUUGUCUUUUCAAGGUCAAGCCAAUGAUAUUACCUCACAGGAAUAUGUCCUUGAAUGAUGUAGGAUCUAAUAACACUGUUCGAAUAUCAUUUGAUCUUGUAUAUCCUUAUGUAUAUUUAUAUAAAAGCAAUGUGUAUUUAAAAUUUAAUUGAGCUGAAUUGUGCA